CCACCGGGGAGGGGCGGGGCCAGCGGGGCGGGUCCCGCCGGGGUCCCGGUACGGCGCCGUCAUGGCGGGGGUGUUCGAUAUCGACCUGGAGACCGAGGAGGGCAGCGACGGGGACGAGCCCGAGCUGGGCGCCGAGAUGGAGCUGGAGCCCCGGGGGAACGGCCUGGAGCCGGUGGGGCACUACGAGGAGAUCGAGAUCUCGGAGAGCAGCGUCAACAACGGCCCCGAGCACAUCGGACCCCACUGCUUCGAGCUGCUCCGCGUCCUGGGCAAGGGCGGCUACGGCAAGGUGUUCCAGGUCCGCAAAGUACAGGGCACCAACACGGGGAAGAUUUUCGCCAUGAAGGUCCUGAAGAAGGCCAAGAUCGCCUGCAACGCCAAGGACACGGCACACACGCGGGCCGAGAGGAACAUCCUGGAGGCCGUCAAGCAUCCCUUCAUCGUCGACCUCAUCUACGCCUUCCAGACGGGCGGCAAGCUCUACCUCAUCCUGGAGUGCCUCAGCGGUAAGGGGGGGGGGGGGUUUGCUGGGGAGGGGGGGGGGUCUGGGGGGGCCGGGAAUGGCUCAGGGGGUCCCACUUGGGCUGGUUUUUUUGCAGGCGGAGAGCUCUUCAUGCAGCUGGAGCGGGAGGGCAUCUUCCUGGAGGACACUGCCUGUUUCUACCUAAGCGAGAUCACGCUGGCGCUGGGUCACCUGCAUUCCCACGGCAUCAUCUACCGCGACCUCAAGCCGGAGAACAUCAUGCUCAACAGCCAAGGUCACAUCAAGCUGACGGACUUCGGGCUGUGCAAGGAGUCGAUUCACGACGGGGCCGUCACCCACACCUUCUGCGGCACCAUCGAGUACAUGGCCCCCGAGAUACUGGUGCGCAGCGGGCACAACCGGGCGGUGGACUGGUGGAGCCUGGGCGCCCUGAUGUACGACAUGCUCACAGGAUCGCCCCCCUUCACCGCCGAGAACCGCAAGAAAACCAUCGACAAGAUUCUCAAGGGGAAGCUGGUGCUGCCGCCGUACCUGACGCCCGACGCUCGGGACCUGCUUAAAAAGUUCCUCAAGAGAAACCCCAACCAGAGGGUUGGGGGGGGGCCGGGUGACGCGGCCGAUGUGCAGAAGCAGCCCUUCUUCCGCCACAUCAACUGGGAGGACCUGCUGGCCCGCAGGCUGGACCCCCCCUUCAAACCCUGCCUGCAGUCGGAGGAAGACGUCAGCCAGUUCGACACCCGCUUCACCCGCCAGACGCCCGUCGACAGCCCGGAUGAUGCCGCCAUCAGCGAAAGUGCCAACCAGGCUUUCCUGGGCUUCACCUACGUGGCCCCCUCGGUGCUGGAGAGCAUCAAGGAGGGGUUCUCCUUCCAGCCCAAGGUGCGCUCCCCCCGUCGCCUCAACAGCAGCCCCCGCACCCCCGUCAGCCCCGUGAAGUUCUCCCCCUUCGAGGCGUUCAAGCCGGGGGCGGCGGGGGAGCCGAUGGAGCUGGGGGCCAGCCUGCCCCCCCCACCCGAGGGCACGGCCCCCCUGCCCAUCAAGACCUCCGUGGGUGCCAAGAAGCAGAAGGGGGGCCGGGGGCGGGUGCCCAGGUAGGGGUGGGGGA
Harpia harpyja (harpy eagle) is the source of this 1589-nucleotide messenger RNA. RefSeq names its product ribosomal protein S6 kinase B2 (gene RPS6KB2). Gene Ontology annotation, biological process: protein phosphorylation; signal transduction. Gene Ontology annotation, molecular function: protein serine/threonine kinase activity; ATP binding. The record is from RefSeq and is a predicted model, not a curated record. NCBI's taxonomy places the organism in Eukaryota, Metazoa, Chordata, Aves, Accipitriformes, Accipitridae. The transcript is spliced from 14 exons. The coding region runs from base 62 to 1579 and encodes 505 amino acids.